UGCAGGUUCCUGAGCUCGCUGCGAGUGUGUGUGACAGGAGACUGUGAAAAGAUAAAGACAAAAAAAAAGAAAGAGAGAGAGACAGAGAGAGCGAGAGAGGGAGAGAGAGAGAGAUGGACGACUAAAAAGAAAAAGUAAAAAAACUCAGUGAGGACGGAGACAACGCAGGUGGAAAUAUUGGGACACUGUCUGGGUUUGGGGACAACAUUUAAUCCUUCUGUUGUGGAACGUUUUUGUUUUUUUUCCCACCAUGCACCUCUCUGGACUUGUGCAGCUCUGGCUCUUGGGGUCACUGAUGCUGACGUGGCCCGUUUCUGGGCUCAUUAGGAUGCAUCCAGAGUCCACUGGUACCUCAGCUGAGACUGACCACGGUCACCACAACUCCAGCGUUGAGGAAGUGCCCAUUGUGACCUUUAAAUGGCCUCACGUGAAGACGCCUUAUCUGAUUACACUGUGGAUUUUUGUGGCUUUUUUGGGAAAGAUGGUCAUCGAGGCCAACCACCAUGUGACCAGCGUGAUCCCCGAGAGCGCCCUCCUCAUCUGCUUUGGCUUCAUCCUGGGUGGAAUGAUCUGGGGCGCGGACAAGAAGCAGACGUUCACGUUGACACCGGAGGUUUUCUUCCUCUACCUCCUGCCACAGGUCAUCCUGGACGCCGGCUACACCAUGCCCAACAAGCUCUUCUUCACCAACCUGGGCGCCAUCCUGAUCUACGCCAUCAUCGGAACAUGCUGGAACGCUGCCUCUGUGGGGCUGUCACUGUGGGGGUGCCACGAAGGCGGAGCCAUGGGUGACAUUGAAAUCGGUCUGCUGCAGUACCUUCUCUUCGGCAGCCUCAUCGCCGCGGUGGACCCUGUGGCCGUCCUCGCCGUGUUCGAACAGGUUCACGUCAACGAGGUUCUCUUCAUCAUGGUGUUUGGGGAGUCGCUGCUCAACGACGGCGUGACAGUGGUUCUGUUUAAUGUAUUUGACGCCUUUGUGUCAUUGGGAGGACCUAAAAUUAACGCUGCAGAGAUUGUCAAAGGAAUCGUGUCCUUCUUCGUGGUGGCGUUCGGUGGCUCCCUCUUGGGGAUGGUUUUCGGCCUGUUGAUUUCUCUUCUGACCAGAUGCACCAAAAACAUCAAGAUCAUUGAGCCGGGCUUCAUAUUUGUCCUGGGAUACCUGUCCUACCUGACUGCGGAGAUGCUGUCCCUGUCUGCCAUCCUCUCGAUCGUCUUCUGCGGAGUCUGCUGUCAGAAGUACAUCAACGCAAACAUGGACGAGAACUCCGUCAACACCGUCAGAUACGCCAUGAAGGUUCUCGCCAACGGAUCAGAGACCAUUAUUUUUGUCUUCCUUGGCAUCUCGGCCAUUGACAAGGAGAUCUGGGUUUGGAACACGGGCUUCAUCCUCCUCACCCUCCUCUUCAUCAUCAUCUACAGGAUAAUUGGCGUCUUCUUCCUCACCUGGAUCCUAAACAAGUUCAGGCUGGUCCCCGUAAGCUUCAUAGAUCAGGUGAUCAUGAGCUACGGUGGCCUGCGAGGAGCUGUCGCCUACGGCCUGGCUGUGAUGCUGGACGAGAGCAAGAUAAAGGAGAAGAACCUGAUGAUCAGCACCACCCUCAUCGUUGUCUACUUCACUGUCAUCUUUCAGGGAAUAACCAUGAAACCUCUGGUCAGGUGGCUGAAAGUCAGGAGAGCCAACACAUCAGAGCUCACGCUCAUAGAAAAAGUUCAAAACAAGGUGUUUGACCACAUGCUGGUUGCCAUAGAGGACAUUUCUGGACAGAUUGGACACAACUACAUGAGAGAUAAGUGGAAACACUUUGAGGACAAAUGGAUGACAAACGUUUUGAUGAAGCCAUCGGCGAGGAAGGUGCGAGAUCAAGUCUUCAAGGUCUUCCACCGGCUGAAUCUCAAGGAUGCUGUCAGCUACGUGGCAGAGGGUGAACGUCGAGGCUCACUGGAGUUCGUUCGCAAUGAAACUGCAAUCGUGGACUUCAAGAAGAAGAUUGGUGAAGAUUUCACGGAGGUGAUGCCUGACAUCAUGGCCGACACGUCAAGUGACUACGACGCCAUGACUGACAUGAGAAGAGACCCGGUGCCGUCAGUCAGUCUGGAAAUCCAUGAGCAAGGCAUGAAGGGUGUGAGGGAAACUGAGGAUGUCAACACCCACCACCUGCUGCAGCAGCACCUGUACAAGAGCAGGAAACAGCACCGGCACAGGUACAGUCGCAGCCACUUCCACGUCAACGAGGAUGAAAAAGAGGUGCAGGAGAUUUUCCAGAGGACCAUGAGGAAUCGACUGGAGUCCUUCAAGUCUGCAAAGAUGGGGGUCGCCCCACCGAAGACCAUUUCCAAGCACCAGAAGAAGGACCAGCAGCAGCAGCAGAAGAUGGCAAAUGGAAAACAACUGGACAAAAGUAAAACCUACAACUCUGGUGACGAAGAUUUUGAGUUUUCAGAAGGAGACAGUGCCACUGGGUUUGAAGCAUCAGGGACUUCCUCCCCCUGGAGGGUGACAUACAGAGCAGGAGCUGGGAUCGAGAACCCGGCCUUCAUGCCCGACAUGGAUCUCACGGACCCUCUGCAGGUUCCACCCUGGCUGGCAGACACCGAGCUGGACAGCAGCAGCAGCAUGGUGGCGCCCUCUCAGCGGGCCCAGGUCAGGCUGCCGUGGACUCCCAGCAACCUGCGUCGCCUGGCUCCACUCCGCAUCAGCACCCGCUCCACCGACUCCUUCAUGAUGGCCGACAGAGAGGCCACGCAGCCGAGGAACGAAGACGACGAGCGCUUCCCUCCUCCUCCUCCUCCUCCACCUGCUCCUCACAGAGAUGAGGGCCACAUGUAGCAGGAUGCACUGCAGACAAACUCAGACUUUGCACCGACUGCCUUUAAAAGAUUGACCAGCGAAUGUUUUUCUUUCCAUGUGCCGUUGUGUAACCUUCGUUUUUCCGACCAAACACUCACAGCUCCAUGACCAUGGACCGUUCCUUAUGUUGUCACCCUUCACUGAGCAGAAGGAGAAUGUGUCCGUCUGUCUCUGUGGAUGUGUGUAUGUACGUCUUCGAUUAAUCAUUGAACAAAUUCCUCCUGUCAAACUGUCCGUAUUUAUUCAUUUAUGUUGUUUCACUUCACCUAAAUCACCUUUACUCCUGUAAUCUGAAUGUUAAUAAUAUUACUUUUUUGUUUUUUUUAUCUAAUAUCAGUGAGCUCACUGCUGUGAGGUCAGAUGUUCUACUUGAAGAGUCAAACCACUGUAAAAUGUGACGUAUCCAAAACAAGGAAUGCUGACAUUAUAUUUUUACACCAAAGAAGCUUUGUGCUCCUCAGAGCUGGCAUGGUUUUGUGUGUUUGAGUGUUUAAAUAAUGAUUAUAUAAAUAAAGAAAUUAAAUAAAA
This is a messenger RNA of Cynoglossus semilaevis (tongue sole), 3376 nucleotides long. RefSeq names its product solute carrier family 9 member A3, tandem duplicate 1 (gene slc9a3.1). The record is from RefSeq and is a predicted model, not a curated record. Gene Ontology annotation, cellular component: plasma membrane; brush border membrane; apical plasma membrane. Gene Ontology annotation, molecular function: potassium:proton antiporter activity; sodium:proton antiporter activity. Bases 251 to 2827 code for a protein of 858 amino acids. The transcript is spliced from 16 exons. Lineage: Eukaryota; Metazoa; Chordata; Actinopteri; Pleuronectiformes; Cynoglossidae. Gene Ontology annotation, biological process: proton transmembrane transport; potassium ion transmembrane transport; sodium ion import across plasma membrane.